AUUUUUGCUAUUCCUGCAAUUUUAUCUGUAAUUUUUUGUGUGUGUUUUUGUUCAUUAAUAGUUUCUCUAGUCCACAUUUUAGCAGUUUUUAGUUCCUUAAUUAGCUCUGUUCUACUUGUAGCUGCCAAUAAGUUAUGCUGUUUUUUACUUUAGUGAAGAACUGGAUCUUUUUGCUUUUGCAUCCUCCUCCCUUUUGGCUCCUCUCUUAAUCAUGGUGUCCACUGUCUUUGAAUUGUUGCAGAGGACAACAAGACAACUACAGUCUCAUUAAACUCAUUGUUUGUAUUGUCUUCCAAGCUAACUCUUUGCUUUACUACCUGCUCUUUUAUAGCAAAAUAAUUGCUGCAAGUGAUUCAUUUAUCUGCUUUAUCUCAAUGGUUUUACUGUUGUCAACACAGAAUUCUUUAUAUGUCCCAAAUAAAAAAAUUCUCACUGUUCUUAUGAUGAAGCAAAUAUUGACACUGCUGUGUUUACCUCUGAGAAAGAGGAUAGCUUCCCCUUGACGUUGGCCCCCCAGAGCAAGUUGUCCUGUUUUGAUAAGGCAUUGAGGGUGGUGAGGUCACCAUUCAGACUCCUUAUCUUUACAGCCAUUUAAAGGAUAUCUGUUUUAUUGAAGUCUGACUUGAGUAUCAGGUGGUGGAGAGCUGUUACAGCAGGAGGAUGGAGACAGACCCAAAGGCAGACUCAGAGUCUGAGACCCAGGUCCCAGACAACAACGAGGCCCAGGGCCCAGACAGCAGCGAAGCCCAGGUCCGGGACAACAGUGAGACCCAGGUCCCGGACAACGACAAGACCCAGGUGCCAGACAACAGCGAGACCCAGGUACCAGACAACAGCAAGACCCAGGUGCCAGACAACAGCGAGACCCAGGUACCAGACAACAGCAAGAACCAGGUGCCAGACAACAGCAAGACCCAGGUGCCAGACAACAGCAAGGCCCAGGUCCCUGACGACAGUGAGGCCCAGGUGCUGGACAGCUUCGAGUCUCUGAGGGUGGACACCUCCGAGUUUGAGGUAACUGCCGACCGCCUAGAGCAGCUGAUGAAGAGCAUGGAGGUGCUGCUGUCGGACGUGGAGCAGCUGCGGAGCCACUGCAGCCACCAGGCCACCGAGUUGAUGCGUGCGGCGGUGGACCUGAGGCAGCAGCAGGACGACCUGAAGGAGAGCUACUCUGAGCUGUCCCGAGAAAUGCAGGAGAUCAUAGAUUCAGUGGACGACCUAUUCAGCACCAAGAGUGCCUUUGAAGCCAAGGAGAAGCAAACACAGAAACUGAGUCGGCAGCUUUGAGGGAGAGAAAGUGACUUUUUUUUCUGUGGGGGGUGGUUUUUGGUCUGGGAUGUGUGAGUGAGUGAAAAUUUGGAUGGGUUGGGUUUGGAGGUGGUGUGUGAUGCAGAGGUUUUCAUGGCUUUGAAACAAUAUUUCAAUGAGACUCUUGAAUGGCAUUAUAUUAACUUGUUGUUGUGCAAAUUGUAAUUUUUAGGUCUAUAUCUGCCAGACACAGUCACUGAAAAAAAAUUAAAAUACAUUACUCUGUAUCACUACGCUUAGUCCUGUAAUACAACAGCACCUGGAACAUUAUGAGCUUAACAACGGUAGAAUUUGUUGCAUUGCUUUCAUGCUAGAUUACCACGUGCUGCUCUCUUUAAUGCAGGCGAUGACAAGACCGUACAGAGGUUCAACCUGUGCUGCGUGUCAACAUAUGAUUUACUAUCACUUCUGCUGUCAUCAGAUUUUUUUUUUUUCCUGCACUAACACAUGCGUGUAUCAUAGUUAUUUUUUCUCUCUCUCAGGUGUUUUUUGGAGGAUAAGACUGAAGUAUAGAUUUCACUCUCAUCAGGCUGCAUGGCUCCUUCCGCUUUCUGAAACUCUGACACAGGAGUGUUUUGCUCUCCACUGGUUUCCAGUUGUACAUCUUCCAUAAUCUCUUCCCAUUCAGUCAUGGUCCAUUGUGGUUUCUCUCUAAAAUAAAACUAAAUAUAGAGCCUUAGGGCGAUGUUUACCUCCAAUCAGCACUUCUGCUGUGACUUACUGGUCUGUACUUAGUGGUUGUGAGACGUGCAAAAGGGACCAUCGGUGGCCAGCAACGUGAAGAAAAAUCAAUCAAUCUUUUACCCUAGAUCACAUUUGACUUUUUUCUUAUGUAAUGACUUAUAUGAAUAUUAUUGCUUUCAUCUUUAAAAUUCAUACAUGAAACCAUUAAAUUAUGUAUGCUCAAACGUC
Molecule: messenger RNA, 2220 nt
Organism: Seriola aureovittata
Lineage: Eukaryota; Metazoa; Chordata; Actinopteri; Carangiformes; Carangidae
Exons: 2
Coding region: 661-1287 (208 amino acids)
Source: RefSeq, a predicted model, not a curated record